Messenger RNA from Prunus avium (sweet cherry), 744 nucleotides. Lineage: Eukaryota; Viridiplantae; Streptophyta; Magnoliopsida; Rosales; Rosaceae. The record is from RefSeq and is a predicted model, not a curated record.
CCAGGACAUAUUGCUAAGGAUUGCAAGAGUGAAAACAAACCGGGGAGACAACAAAGACAAGGAAAUGCCAGAGUCUUUGCUGUGGGUCAAAGGCAGAGGAAUACUGGUGUGGAAGGUACAAUAACUCUCUUUCAUAAUCUUGUGAGGGUUUUGUUUGAUACUGGUGCAUCACAUUCUUUUAUCUCUCGAUCUGUUGUGAAUGCGUUGGGAUUAACUCCUAAAUUGCUUGGUGUACCUUUAACUGUUGAGUCACCUUUGGGUAAUUCUGUGAAAUUGAUUUUGGUGUGUGAGUCUUGCCCAUUGUUGAUUGGUAACAAGGAGUUCCUUGCUGAUUUAAUUAUUCUGGAUAAUAACUCGUAUGAUAUGAUACUUGGUGUGGACUGGUUAUGGUGUAAUCAUGCUGUAAUUGAUUGUCAUGGAAUGUUAAUGUCAUUUCAUACUCCUGGACAAGCGGUGGUUCGGCAUAGGUGCAUUAAAACUGAUGCAACUAUGAAGUUUGGGUUUCUAGCUCUUGUGGAAAGAGUAGAACGAGUUCUGGCAUUGGAAGAUGUUCCUAAAGUAUCUUUGUAUCAGGAUGUUUUCCAAGAUAUUGUGGGUUUGCCUCCAAGGAGGGUAGUAGAGUUUACUAUUGAAUUGAUUCCGGGAACGUCACCAAUAUCAAAGGCUCCAUAUAGAAUGGCACCUACCGAGUUGAAAGAACUCAAGAUUCAAAUUGAUGGUUUAGUGGCACAAGGGUUCAUUAGA